AACUUGCUGUGAAUUUGGAGGAUUUGUGCCUGCAGUUCUCGCCAAAGAGAAGGCACUACACUCCCAUGAAGACCAUCUUCUCCCGCUGCACCAAACUCAGGACUUUUUGUCUUGAAGGCAGAUUCGAGUCUGACGAAUUGCUGCGAGACUUGCGGCAAUGCAAAUGUUUGGAAGUGUUGCGGCUGGGCAGAGUGGAGAAUGUUAACUGUGCUCUUCUAAUGAAGUUGACAACUUCUCUGAAAGAGCUGUCAAUCCACAACGUUGAAACGUUAGAAAACUUUGGAACGAAUGAAAGCCAUGUGGACUUCGCAUUCAACUCAAGCCUCACGACAUUCCGCAUGUUCAACCAUGUCUUACUGCCACAUCUGGAAAUUUGGCUGGGGAAAACUCUGUUGUCAUCCAUGGCUCGCAAGUGUCCUGCGCUGACCCAACUCCAGCUUGAUUGCUCCUGGUAUUAUGCGCCACCCAAUUUCAAGCCAUUCAAUAACUUGAAGGUGCUGCACUUCAUUGCUUCGGACGGCGAUAAAAUCGAGUUUCUUCUGAAAAAUGUUCUGCCUGACCUCGAGGAUCUCUACAUCGAGUUCUCAACAGAGAAAGUAUAUUAUGUAAGCUGCUAGUCCAAGCGGGACUGAAAUUUCAUGUGAAUUUGAG
This is a messenger RNA of Hyalella azteca, 651 nucleotides long. RefSeq lists its product as uncharacterized. Lineage: Eukaryota; Metazoa; Arthropoda; Malacostraca; Amphipoda; Hyalellidae. The coding region runs from base 66 to 617 and encodes 183 amino acids. The record is from RefSeq and is a predicted model, not a curated record. The transcript has 4 exons.